UAUCCCCCGGAGGCCAGAAAAGAAAGAAAAUGGAGGCGCCCAUCUUCUCUUGUGACCCAGAAAUGCGUUCCUUUCUGUUCAUUCUCACCAUUUUCUUUGUUAUUCCACCUAUAAAUAAUGUGGACCCUGCAACAGGCCUUGCUCCCCUUAUUUCCAUCGAAGGCUAUCAGGACAAGGGGAUCCGAAUAGUUUGCCGAUCCAGUGGUUGGUACCCAAAGCCUGAGAUCCUGUGGAGAGGUCCCAAUGGGAGGCACUUCCCUUCACUGGGACAAAAAAUUUCCAUGGAGGGCAAUGGGUUGUUUGAGGUGCAGAACGACAUCAUCCUAACAGGAAGUUCAAAUCAUAGCCUAACCUGUGUGGUCCGGAACAGCUUCCUCAACCAGGAAAAGGAAUCAACUAUUCAUAUAGCAGAUCACUUCUUCCCCAAGAUCUCUCAGUGGAUAGCUGGUUUGUGUGUCUCCCUCUUGGCUCUUCUCGGUUUCAUUCUCCUCCUCCUUUACCUGUUUAAUAUAAACAGAAAGCUUUCUGCAGAACUGAGUUGGAGGAACUUGGUGAUGCCAAUCAAAAAAGCAAAUGUAACCCUGGAUCCGGACACAGCGAACAACGAGCUCAUCCUGUCUGCGGACCGGAAGACCGUCAUACAAGGCUUCACGUGGCACAGCCUGCCUGACAGCCCCCUGAGAUUCAGCCUCGAGCGCUGCGUUUUGGGAAGCGAGGGCUUUUCCUCAGGAAGGCACUACUGGGAAGUCGAGGUGGGCGAGGAGGGGUACUGGGCCGUGGGGCUGGCAAGGGGUUCCGUGAAGAGGAAGGAGUGCCUCAGCCUUGACCCCAGCGAAGGGAUCUGGGCCGUGGAGAAGUGCCGGGUCCAGUACCAAGCUCUCACCGUCCCUGAGACGCCCCUGUCUUUGCGGAAGAGACCCAGGAAACUUGGGAUUUACUUGGACUACGAGACGGGGCAAGUGGCGUUUCAUGACGUCAACCACAAGACACCCAUCUUCACUUUCCCCUCCGCUGCUUUCGACGGGGAGGUGGUCUUCCCUUUCCUGCACGUCGGGGUGGGAUGCUGGCUUCGACUGUGCCCGAGAAUUUCCUUGUGUGAGGCUUAACGGGCAAGCAAGGCAUGACACAGCGGACUUGGAAGGCACCUCAAAAGUCAUCUCUGCUUAUGCACUGGGGACGGGGUGUGUGCAUCUAUCGUUUUAUGUUUUACUGUGCUUUUAAGUAUUUUGUGGGGAGACUCCUAGAGCAGGGGUAGGCGAUCUAAGGCCCAAUCGCCUUCUCAAUCCGGCCUGCGGACGGUCCCGGAAUCAGCGGGUUUUUACCUGAGUAGAAUAUGUUAUUUAAAAUGCAUCUCUGGGUUAUUUGUGGGGCAUAGGAAUUUGUUCAUUCCCCCCCCCAAAAAAAAAUAUAGUCCGGCCCACCACAUGGUCUGAGGGACGGUGGACCGGCCCACUGCUGACAAAGGUUGCUGACCCCUGGCUUAGAGUGUCUGGGGCAACCCAGCCAGGUGGGAGUCAUAUAAGUUAAAUCACCACCAUCAUCAAAUUUCAGCAGGAAAAGCAUGGGCAGCUGGCGAACUGCUAUCCCUUCGCAGAGGAGCAAAUGGACAGGAUGAAGGUUGCAAGGCGUCCUUGAGCAUGAAUAAAACAGGCAAUCAAAACCAGAGGAUGACCCUCGCUCUGUGAUGCCACCAUCAGCAGCUAGUUUGACAGCUAACAUCGGCAAUAUCAGAGGAAGCGUUAACCACGGAAGCGUUGCUCUGAUUAUAUGCCACUGCCUUCAAAUGCAAUAGCCAAGGAAGAAUAUUUGUGGGUCGGCCUCCCCCUGGAUUGCGUGCAGGUAAAAGCAUUCAAGAGCACCUUUGGUGUUUACCAAUUCAAAUCUCCUCCACUGACUGGAAUCACUAUGUGUGGGUAGUUUUCAUUUUUAAGCAAUUUGUCCAACCGUCCUCCAAACACAAGACGUACUGAGAGUCAUAAGAGGACUGGAGUAACGAGACGGCUGACAGUGAUACUGUAGCAUUCUUGAUUUGCCUAAAGUGAUUAUGUCCAAGAUUUUAGUGAAAGGUGUGUUGUUAUUCUUGAAUAUUUGUUUAAAUGAACAUAAAUAAAAGCCUCUUCAGUGCUAA
Molecule: messenger RNA, 2128 nt
Organism: Podarcis raffonei (Aeolian wall lizard)
Lineage: Eukaryota; Metazoa; Chordata; Lepidosauria; Squamata; Lacertidae
Product: butyrophilin subfamily 3 member A3-like
Exons: 6
Coding region: 30-1106 (358 amino acids)
Molecular function (GO): protein binding
Source: RefSeq, a predicted model, not a curated record